Anopheles stephensi (Asian malaria mosquito) is the source of this 1088-nucleotide messenger RNA. Its product is annotated as NFU1 iron-sulfur cluster scaffold homolog, mitochondrial-like. Gene Ontology annotation, biological process: iron-sulfur cluster assembly. The record is from RefSeq and is a predicted model, not a curated record. The transcript is spliced from 2 exons. Bases 93 to 941 code for a protein of 282 amino acids. Gene Ontology annotation, molecular function: iron-sulfur cluster binding; iron ion binding. Gene Ontology annotation, cellular component: mitochondrion. Lineage: Eukaryota; Metazoa; Arthropoda; Insecta; Diptera; Culicidae.
UACACGCGAAACGUCAAACCGCUCCGAAACCAUAACAAAACAAUCGUAAUCGCUUUUUCUCCGCCGCCAGUGUGAGUGAAAUCGAGCGAAAGAUGCUGCAAAAUACGAAAAAUCUCCUGCGUUCCGCUACCAGACUCAGCUACAUCCGUUUGCUCCCCAACAAUGUGCUCACAAACACCGCACCGUCGUCGUACAGCACGCUGCUGCUGCUACCGCACACCGAUAACGCGCUCGUACAGCCGGUGCUGAGCCGGAAACUUACACCACCACAGCAACCCAUCUGGAAGCGUACCAUGUUCAUCCAGACGCAGGACACACCGAACCCGGACAGUCUCAAAUUUUUGCCCGGCGUAUCGGUGCUGGAAAAGGGUCAAACGAUGGAUUUCCCGUCCGUAUCGUCAGCCCAGUGUAGCCCGCUGGCCAAACUGCUGUUUCGCGUUGAGGGCGUGCGGGCCGUCUUUUUCGGCAGCGAUUUCGUAACCAUCUCGAAGCAAGAGGAUGCCGAAUGGCGCAUCAUCAAACCGGAAGUGUUUGCGGUGAUAAUGGACUUUUUCGCUUCCGGUUUGCCGGUGGUAACGGACGCAAAACCGAACCCGGACACCCAGUUCAACGAGGACGACGACGAAACGGUGCAGAUGAUAAAGGAGCUGCUGGAUACGCGCAUACGGCCGACCGUACAGGAGGACGGGGGCGAUAUCAUCUUCAUGGGGUUCGACGAUGGGAUCGUGAAGCUGAAGAUGCAAGGAUCCUGCUCGUCCUGUCCGAGCUCGAUCGUGACGCUGAAGAACGGCGUCCAGAACAUGCUGCAGUUCUACAUCCCGGAGGUGGUGUCGGUCGAGCAGGUGACGGACGAGGUGGACAAGAUGGCGGAGAAGGAGUUUUCCCGGCUGGAGAAACAGAUCCGCCAGAAGGAGGAGCCGCCGGCGGAGAACAAAACCUAGACGACACCGGCUGUAGGGGAUGUGGGCGCCUGCUAGGUCAUUUAUUUUGUUCAUUCUCUCCGUUAUUUCGUUUUAGCUUAGUGUGAUUUGCGUACGGUACAAUAAUGAAAUGCAGAAAUUAACAAAUAGAAGAGCGUUUUGCGAGAA